Salvelinus fontinalis (brook trout) is the source of this 1769-nucleotide messenger RNA. RefSeq lists its product as uncharacterized. NCBI's taxonomy places the organism in Eukaryota, Metazoa, Chordata, Actinopteri, Salmoniformes, Salmonidae. The record is from RefSeq and is a predicted model, not a curated record. The transcript is spliced from 9 exons. The coding region runs from base 24 to 689 and encodes 221 amino acids.
CCCAUCUCUUUUAUCCCAAGAAUAUGAAGAAACAAUGGGACAUCAGAGCUGGAGAAAUGGAGGCAUUUCAUCUACAGCUCCAGGAGCGUGUUGAACACAUACAGAAACUGAAAGCUGUUUGGGGACUGAUGGAACCACUUAAAGAGCAUCACGGUGGGGAUGCCAGGAUCCCUAGUGGCACCAACACCCAAUCUACCGAUAUCAAGAGUGAGGAAAACAUUGAGAUCGAGGUCACUGUGAUGAAGGAUGCAACCUUAAUCAAAACCACACUGGAGGAGGUGAACAGGGGUCUUCAGGACACAAAUUGUCAGCUUGAAGAGAAGAAUGCCGCUCUACAUCAAGAACUCCACAGCACUGAGAAGAUGUAUAGACAGACUCUAAACGAGCUGACCAAAGCCCUGAUUCAAGGCAAACAUGAGGAAAAGCAACAUAUUGACACGCUACAAGACAAAAUCCAGACCAUAUCUCUGAAAGCCUCUGCUACCGAGCAUGCUCUGGCCAUGGAGAAGAAUGAGACAGCGCUACUCCGCCAGAGGAUUGUUCAACUAACCUCAAAGAAGCUGAAAAUAGGAAUACCUGGGUUCCUGAUCAAGAACAUUCCCAAGCGCCCGAAAACAACCAAGACCAACAAGCCCUUCUUGAAGACCUGCAAAGUUCUGAAAGCUUUCAAAGCACUAUUCAAGAGAUGAAGGCAAUGCAUACAAUUGUACAUUUGGUGCAAUUAUUCUCAGGACACGGGGUGAGGCAGAGUACAAUAAAUAAAUCCAGAUGCCUUAUUCCAUCAAGAAGUCUUCUUUAAAAUCAACCAAGCUAAAUUGAACACGUGUUUUAUGUAAUUUAUAUGGUAGGUCUCAUUAGAUAUCAUCCAACUCUUUAAAAAUGUCUUUGUAUGCAGAUUUCUGCUCUGUUGCCAUUAGGUAAGAUACAACUCCAUGGGGCUUACCUGCCAAGACCUCCAUGGAAGCCACAUAACCCAUCAUUUACCAAAGACAAAUGAUAGGACAAUGAUGAAGUCUAUUAUCUAGGUCUCCAGGGCUAUUUUGGUGACGGGAAACCCCCACGUGAAGGUCGAUUUGUCCCCACUUUGCAACCCAGGCUCUCUUUAGGGACCUGAGCUGCCCAAGAAACCAAAACAUCUGGACAUUUUAACAGUCGCAGAUGGUUUACUUAAUUACUUUGCGAAGAAGCACGAGAAGGACAAGAGUGGACGAAUAGAUGUCCAUUAAGCGAGACGCGCGAGUUAGCCUAGAAACAAAGGGAAAUGUAGGCCUAUACUAAUUUAUGAAAAUAAGAACAAAUCCUCUUUCUCGUGAGUGUUGCGGGUGUAAACUUGUCUUGCAUAAACUAAUCUUGGAGGAUUGCAUACGGGUAAAUGAAUGUAUUUAAAUGUUUCGCUCAAGUACGAGAAGAACAAGAACAACAUUUACCCAACACAUUAGAUUUGUGCAGGGUAAAUACUCAUGAUAAUGGCAAAAAGAUGUAAUUAAAACUAAAUGUAUAAGCCUACUUUGCGGAAAGGAAUGACUAAAUAUAUAUCCUAUAGGGAAAUAAGGAGACCAAACAAUAGUGAAAUUAGUGAAAUUCAACAAUGUGCUUUAGUAACGACAGAGACACACUGAGUCUGCUUCGUCACACAGUAUAAUAAGUGUUUGACUUAAAUUGGGUUUAACAUAAAAACGGAAGUUAAUUGCCUAUUAAAGAAGGCACGUUUAAAUAUAGAUGCUCUGGUGUCUGGUCCCUUACAGAUUGUUAGGCCUAUACAUUUGAUU